Messenger RNA from Coffea arabica (coffee), 2196 nucleotides. NCBI's taxonomy places the organism in Eukaryota, Viridiplantae, Streptophyta, Magnoliopsida, Gentianales, Rubiaceae. The record is from RefSeq and is a predicted model, not a curated record.
AUGAACCCAGCAAUUUACACCCUUCAGGUCCACCUCCCAGACCAGCAAUUCGUUUCCUUUGACAAAGGGUCUGAUUUGCUACAGUUGCUGGGUAAAAUUGACUUUUCUAAGACAAUGUUAACUCAAUUUUUCCACAUGAACAAAACGAAUCUCAGAGCACAACAUCUGAAAUGCUUGUACAGAGAUUUUCCUGAAUAUUUUGUUUGGUCUGCUAAAUAUAAAGAAUGGACUGAAAGAAAGCGUCAAAAGGUGAUCGGUCGGAUGGUGACUGUUAGCCCAAAAGAAAGAGAGAGGUAUUAUUUGAGGUUGCUUCUAACGCACAUUGCUGGACCGACCUCUUUUGAAGACCUUUUGACUGUAAAUGAACAAAGGUUAGCUUCGUUUAGAGAAGCUGCUUUGGCUCUUGGUCUUUUGCAGUCCGAUGCAUAUAUAGAGGAGACACUUCAAGAAGCAGUGGCAUUUCAGAUGCCGUCCUCAUUGAGGCUACUAUUUGCCACUCUCCUUGUGUAUUGUUCUCCGACAAGUCCUAAAUCACUUUGGGAAAAAUUUGAGCUUGAGUUUUCUGCUGACUAUCAUCACCAGCAGCCAUUCCACGGGUUUUCUUCUCCUGAAAUUAGACGAAAGGUUUUAGAAGAUAUUAACAGCUCGCUUGAACAGAUGGGCAAGAGCAUUACAGAUUUUCACUUUGUCUCUGAUGAUUUUUCAUGCGGUUACGCUGAACGGUUAACAAAGGAAAUUGAGAGUGAAAGGAGCUUAACAGUAGCACCUGAGGAUCAGUUGUUGCCUCAGAUGCUAAAUUCUGAACAAAAGCAUGCCUACCAUCUAAUCCUCGCAGCAUGUUUUUUCUUAGAAGGUCAGGCAUUUUUCGUUGAUGGCCCUGGUGGCACCGGUAAAACAUUCCUAUAUCGGUCGCUUCUCGCGACCUUGCGAUCACAAAACCAUGUUGCUAUUGCAGUAGCAACAUCUGGAAUUGCGGCAUCAAUCCUUCCUGGCGGAAGGACGGCUCACUCGAGAUUCAAGAUACCACUUGAUUUCUCGAAGACUAAAAGUUGUCAGCUCAGUAAACAAAGUUCGGCUGCAAAACUCAUUUCUGAAUCAAAGCUUAUUUUGUGGGAUGAGGCUUCAAUGGCUAAACGACACACAAUUGAAGCUUUUGACGAAUUACUGAGAGAUUUAAUAGACUCAGAUUUACCUUUCGGAGGGAAGGUGAUAGUUUUUGGAGGGGAUUUUCGGCAGACCCUACCUGUCAUUGAACAAGCAACUAAAGAAGUUCUCAUAGAGUCAACCUUCCCCAUUUCUCCUCUGUGGCCUAAACUACAUAAAAUCAGGCUUACAGAAAAUAUGCGAGUUAUGUUUGAUCCAGGAUUUUCACAAUUCCUUUUAAGAGUAGGAGAAGGCCGAGAGCCUAUUGAUGAUGAGGGUGAAAUAACUUUAUCAUCAGAUAUAGUUAUUCCUUACUACGAUAAAGAGGAGUCUUUAAACAGGUUAAUAGAAAGCGUCUUCCCAGAUUUGAACCUCUAUUCUCAAGAUCCUUAUAACCUGAUUAAUAGGUGCAUCCUUGCUCCAAAAAAUAGCUCAGUUGAUGAGCUCAAUGAAAUAAUGAUUAAGAGAUUUCCUGGAAGCCUUCAAACCUAUAUUAGCUCGGAUAAGACUGUUGAUCAGCGGCACCAAGGUGAUUAUGAGGAUUUUCUCAAUUCUCAAGAUCCUAAAGGUCUCCCUCCUCAUAGAUUGCUGUUAAAGGAAAACUGCCCAUUGAUGCUUCUCAGAAAUUUAAAUCCAGCUGAGGGUCUAUGCAAUGGCACAAGGUUAAUAUGUAGAGAACUCGGCCAACACACAAUUUCUGCUGAAAUUGUUUUUGGCCAUCAUCGAGGGAAAAGAGUUUUUAUUCCAAGGAUACCUCUUCAAACGCCUGACAAUGACAAAAAUGGGAUUCCAUUCAUAAGAACACAGUUUCCUGUCCGCCUUUGUUUUGCUUUGACUAUCAAUAAAUCACAAGGUCAAACUCUUGACUACGUCGGCAUCUAUCUCCGAGAACCAGUUUUUUCGCAUGGCCAGUUGUAUGUUGCUCUGUCCAGAGCUAAGACCGCUGCUAAAGUUAAAAUUCUUCUUGUUCCUGGAACAUUUGAUGGAAUAAAAGUGGAUUGCAAAACUCGAAAUGUUGUCCUUGAUGAAAUUUUUAGACUAACUCAAGCCUAA